Molecule: messenger RNA, 3043 nt
Organism: Drosophila guanche
Lineage: Eukaryota; Metazoa; Arthropoda; Insecta; Diptera; Drosophilidae
Gene: BTBD9
Product: BTB/POZ domain-containing protein 9
Exons: 5
Coding region: 223-2514 (763 amino acids)
Biological process (GO): circadian behavior; adult locomotory behavior; modulation of chemical synaptic transmission
Molecular function (GO): protein binding
Source: RefSeq, a predicted model, not a curated record
UUUGAUCGAAAAUGCCGCGGUCACACUGAUCUCUAGAUUCCAUUAAAAUACACUAAAAAAGUAUUGUUUUCGCUUAAAAACGGGUACACGGCGUACAAUCUACGUAAUCUACGUAGCAAAAAGCCCAUAAUACGGGGUUAUACAACACACACACAAACAGACCCGCACACACAAACACACAUCAAUAGACUUUGGCCCACAGAUAGGCGCCCAGCGACGGAUAUGAGCAGCCAGGGACACCACAAGAUGCAUAGAUCGUCCUCCUCCACCGGCAAGAGUAACAAACCCGAGCAGGAGUACACCGAUGAAAUCGAUCUGUGCGACCGCUUCUCGGCGGACAUGGCACGCCUCUGCAUGAACGAACACUACUCGGACGUGGAGUUUUCGGUCGAGGAGCAGCUACUGCCGGCCCAUCGCGUCAUCCUGGCAGCGCGCAGCGAGUACUUCCGCGCCCUGCUCUACGGCGGCAUGUCCGAGACGACACAGCGACGCAUUACGCUGGAGGUGUCGCUGGAUCCGUUCAAAACGCUGCUGCGGUACAUUUACUCGGGGACGCUGCUGCUGUCCACCCUGGACGAGGAUGCCGUGAUCGAUGUGCUCGGCAUGGCCAAUCAGUAUGGCUUCCAGGAUCUGGAGAUGGCCAUAUCCAAAUAUCUGCGCCAGUACUUGGCACUCAGCAAUGUGUGCAUGAUACUGGACGCGGCGCGCCUCUACAACCUGGACGAGCUGACCAAUGUGUGUCUGGCGUUUAUGGAUCGCAAUGCACGCGAACUCCUACAGCACGACUCAUUCAAAAUGCUCUCCAAGGAAUCUCUAGAGGAAGUGCUGCGGCGGGACUCAUUUUUUGCUGCCGAAGUGCACAUCUUUCAGGCCGUUUGGAAGUGGAGCCGCUACAAUCCGAAUGUCGACAUCAAGUCGGUCGUCUCGUUCGUCCGUCUGCCACUGAUGAAUCUCGAGGAUCUGCUGCAGGUGGUGCGACCCUCCACCAUACUUGAGCCGGACAAAAUACUCGAUGCCCUGCAGGAGAGAAGUACCUCAAAGUCGCUGCCCUACCGGGCCGCCCUCUUUCCCGAUGAAAAUGUGGCCACGGAGAAGCACGAUUCGCAUUGCAUUCAGGGCGAUUGCCGGUCGGCCCUGCUCGAUGGAGAUGUCACCGACUAUGACAUGGAGAACGGCUACACGCGGCACUCGAUCACGGAGAACGAUGCCGGCAUUGUCGUCGAACUGGGCACCACAUUCAUGAUCAAUCACAUCCGCAUGCUGCUGUGGGAUAGGGACAGUCGGGCGUACUCCUACUACGUGGAAGUCUCUGGCGACAUGAUGCACUGGGAGUGCGUCGUCGACUACAGCGAGUUCCAUUGCCGCUCCUGGCAGUAUCUAUACUUUCCGGCACGUGCCGUGCGCUACAUUCGGCUAGUGGGCACACAGAACACCGUCAAUCGGGUGUUUCAUGUAGUCGGACUGGAGGCCAUGCACGCGAGCAAUGUGCCCACUUUGGUGGGUCACUUUGUGGCACCGCAGCGGAAUGUGGCCACUGUUGACCUGAGCGCCAUUGUCACGGAUGGUGUCAGUCGCACACGCAAUGCGCUGAUCAACGGGGAUUAUGUGCGCUAUGACUGGGACUCGGGGUAUACCUGCCAUCAGCUGGGCAGCGGCGAUAUCGUUGUACGCCUGGGGCAGCCCUAUCACGUGGGAUCGAUGCGUCUGCUGCUGUGGGACUGCGACGAUCGCACCUACAGCUUCUACAUUGAGACCUCGACGAAUCGUCGCGACUGGCAAAUUGUGGUGGACCGGCGCAACAACAAGGUGCGCUCCUGGCAGAACUUUCACUUUACGCCCCGGCCCGUUGUGUUCAUACGGAUUGUGGGCACCAGAAAUACAGCGAAUGAGUCCCAAAUACAGAUAUUCCAUUGCGUCCAUCUCGAGUGCCCCUCGCAGGACAAGAGCUAUCUGAAGGAGAAGGAGAAGGAAAAGGAGUUUGGGCGGGAGCGCGAUAGGGAACGCGAACGAAAGCGAGAUCUGGGCAAUCUCCUUAAGCCGAUUGUCCCAACAAGCGAUGACAACAUUGCCUCCACUUCAGCGUCAGCUAUAGCAGCCCUUGCAGCCAUCAGCAGCUCAUCAUCAUCAUUGGCAUCGCGCUUGACUGUUGAGCUCAGCCAGAACGAACUUAAAGCAUACAGCCCUGCUUCGACGCAGCCACCUACUGAGGCACUGCUCGAUGUUACAUCGAAAGCCGAGUACACACCAGACGAAGACGCCUUAGCGCCGCCUUCCCCAGUAACAGAAUUCACACCAGAACCAGCGGCAGCAGUAACAACUGAACCAACCCCACGACACGAGCAGGAAAAGGAAAAAGAGCAGAGACAGGCGGCACUGCCGCCUCAACCUCAAGCAGAUGUUGAGACAGUACCAACACCGCUGCUGGUCGAGCUGGAGACAAGUGAGCCAGCAGCAGGAGCAGUAGCAGCAGCAGCAGCGAUAGUGGCAGUGGUUCCUCCUUCCCCGCGACGCUGAGUGCUGAUUGAACGAGUUUUGUACUUUGUACUUUGUUUUUGUUUUUAAUUUUUUUUUUUACGAGUGUCCGCCACUCUAAAAUACUCCUGUGGUCAAAUUGUAAUUGUUGUAGACGCGGUAGGCUCACUGCCACCCAUUGAGCACCCCAUUUGCAGAGAGUGUGUCGGUGUGUCUCCAGUUUAUUUGCAAUCCUGCACCGUAUUUGUUAUCUAGUCCUUCCCAGUGCCGUCAACCCAAGACACGCUCGAAACAUUCGCAUCGCUAAUUGUUGUUUUUACAUACGUUUUACGCGUAUUUUAAUUGUUUUAUAAAUUAUUUGUUCCAAUACAUUUUAUUGGAAUUGAUCGAGUAUCGAGGAUCGCGGAGCCUACCCCUUUGUUUGCCAGGCAUCAGAGUUAUUUGAUAAGUUAAUAGUACCCUUUAUUUGUACAAAAUUGUGUAGUCGAACCAAAAGUGUAUACGAUAUUCAGCCCGGGGCAACGGAAGUGUCUCUUCACAUGCCAGAAUUGAUGAACAUUUUUAAAAUAUU